This is a messenger RNA of Sorex fumeus (smoky shrew), 1280 nucleotides long. It is a transcript of the gene SLC50A1, whose product is annotated as solute carrier family 50 member 1. Gene Ontology annotation, biological process: carbohydrate transport. Gene Ontology annotation, molecular function: sugar transmembrane transporter activity. The coding region runs from base 269 to 1003 and encodes 244 amino acids. The record is from RefSeq and is a predicted model, not a curated record. Gene Ontology annotation, cellular component: membrane. The transcript is spliced from 5 exons. NCBI's taxonomy places the organism in Eukaryota, Metazoa, Chordata, Mammalia, Eulipotyphla, Soricidae.
GCGGGCUGCGGACGCGGCUCACUGGCGCGGUGCGCGCCGUGCGGGAAUCCCGGCGCGGGCGGGAUGGAGGCGGGCGGCGUGGGCGACUCGCUCCUUGCCGGAGCUUGCGUGUUCUUCACCCUCUGCAUGUUCUCCUCCGGCCUGUGAGAGCGCCGCGGGGCUGGGCUGGGGCAGAACCAGGAAACCAGGGAAGCCGCAAGAGGGGCCCCGCGACUCGGCCGCAGCCUCAGGCUGUGUCCGGGUCCUGGGGACCCCCCGCACCCGGGGGAUGGGGUCGAGGGAGCCGGGGUCCAGGAACAAGGCUGUUCGCUUGAUCGGGGCUGAGGGCGGGACCGGAAGGACGACAGGCAGCGGGAUCGCCACUCCGGGUGCCCCCUUCCCACCUCUCACCCCUGCCUUGGGGUUCGGGGUGCCUUACAGCUCGGACUUCAGGCACAUAUGGAAGACUCGGAGCGUGGACCAUGUGCAGUUCCUGCCCUUUCUCACCACGGACAUCAACACCCUGAGCUGGCUGAGCUACGGGGCCUUGAAGGGAGACUGGACGGUGAUCAUCGUCAACGCCGUGGGCACUGCGCUGCAGACCCUGUACGUCCUGAUGUAUCUGCACUUCUGCCCGCGGAAGCGCACGGUGCUCCUUCAGACCGCGGCCCUGCUGGGCAUCUUGUUCCUGGCUUUCAGCUACUUUUGGCUGCUGGUACCUGAGGAACAGCAGCUCCAGCAGUUGGGCCUCUUCUGCUGUAUCUGCACCAUCUCCAUGUACCUCUCACCAAUGGCUGACUUGGCCAAGAUCAUUCACACCAAGUCCACAAAAGGCCUCUCUUGGCCACUGACCAUUGCUUCCCUCCUCUCCUCUUCCUGCUGGUCCUUCUACGGGCUCCGUUUCCAGGACCCUUACAUUACAGUGCCGAACCUUCCAGGCAUUCUCACCAGCCUUCUUCGCCUCUGGCUUUUUUGGAAGUAUCCACAGGAGAGAGACAGGAACUACCAACUCUUGCAAACCUGAAGAGGUUCAGCGGCCCACUAGACACCUUAUUAUCAAACUGUUACCAAAGAGAAUGCCUUGUUUCAGCCAUUCCUGCUACAGAACUCCAAGGCUGUCUCAAAGAGACAACUUCAAGAAUUGAAGGACCAAAGAAAGAUUCAUUUAGAUGGGACCUGGGAGAUGAAUCGCUUUUAUUUUAUUUUUAUUUUUGAGAUGCUAUUUUUUAAUUUGGGAGGUUGGGGAGAAAUCUUUAGAAUGUGCCUUAAAAUAAACUGUUCCCAACUCCUGCCUCUCAUGA